CUAGACAUAGAGAAGAGCCUAAAAAAUGUCCAUAGUGGAAGAAGCACCAGGAUACCUUCAAGUCUUUUCUGAUGGAUCUGUAAAACGUUUUGUGCCUGGAAUUGUCCCUGCCUCACCAAAACCAAGUAAUGGAUACAAGUCCAAGGAUGUGAUCAUUGACUCAUCAAAGUCGGUCACCGGAAGGUUAUUUCUUCCCUGCAGUGCUCCAUGUCCUGGGUUUUCAAGUAAACUUCCUGUUGUGGUUUAUUCCCAUGGUGGUGGCUUUUGCAUUGGCUCCACUACGUGGAUUGGAUACCAUCAUUUUCUGGGAGAUUUCUCUGUCGCAUCCCAAUCCAUUGUUCUCUCUGUCGACUACCGUUUGGCUCCGGAAUAUCGUCUCCCCAUAGCAUAUGAAGAUUGUUAUAGCUCACUGGAUUGGCUUGGUCACAAUGUAGGAUCUGAACCUUGGCUUGAGCAAGCUGACCUUUCCCGUGUGUUUCUGUCAGGAGACAGUGCUGGAGGAAACAUUGCACACCAUGUUGCUGUCAAAGCCAUUCAGAACAACACUUGUCAUGUAAGAAUCAAUGGUUUGUUGCUGAUACAUCCGUACUUUGGGAGCGAGAAGAGGACUGACAAAGAGAUGGCUGAAGGAGCAGCAGCGGCAGAAUCUAUUGCAAGCAACGACAUGUUCUGGAGACUAAGUAUACCAGAAGGCUCAAACCGUGAUUAUUAUGGUUGUAACUUUGAGAAGGCAGAACUUUCUGGAGUUGAAUGGAGUCGAUUUCCGGCUAUCGUGGUUUUUGUGGCUGGCUUGGAUUUCUUGAAGGAAAGGGGAGUUAUGUAUGCAGAAUUUCUGCAGAAGAAAGGGGUUAAAGUGGUGAGGCUGGUGGAGGCUGAGGAGGAGUCACAUGUAUUUCAUGUGUUUCAUCCUGAAUCUGAGGCAACACGCUUGCUCCAACGACAAAUGAGUGAGUUCAUGAAGAGCUCUUAA
Molecule: messenger RNA, 970 nt
Organism: Alnus glutinosa
Lineage: Eukaryota; Viridiplantae; Streptophyta; Magnoliopsida; Fagales; Betulaceae
Product: probable carboxylesterase 17
Exons: 1
Coding region: 26-970 (314 amino acids)
Molecular function (GO): hydrolase activity
Source: RefSeq, a predicted model, not a curated record